This is a messenger RNA of Didymodactylos carnosus, 246 nucleotides long. The record is from the annotation of a GenBank genome assembly. Lineage: Eukaryota; Metazoa; Rotifera; Eurotatoria; Philodinida; Philodinidae.
AUGAGCGGUUAUAUUUGUCCACAUUGUACAGAAUGCACUAAUUUAUUUGCAAACGGUGGUGGACAAUUACUGGCACAAGAAUAUCAUCUACCACUUUUGGGCAUGAUACCCACUGAUAAUCGAUUAAAUUCAAUACUUGAUCAAGGAAUAUAUUCAAAUAAAGAAGAUAAUCAAGAAAAGCAAUUCUUUGAAACAGCAAUGAAAAUAUGUUCAACAAUGGUGAAACAAAUAAUUGAACAAUGGUAA